Messenger RNA from Acanthochromis polyacanthus (spiny chromis), 1906 nucleotides. RefSeq names its product nuclear receptor subfamily 2, group E, member 3 (gene nr2e3). Bases 290 to 1546 code for a protein of 418 amino acids. Gene Ontology annotation, molecular function: zinc ion binding; nuclear receptor activity; RNA polymerase II cis-regulatory region sequence-specific DNA binding. The transcript has 8 exons. Gene Ontology annotation, biological process: anatomical structure development; negative regulation of transcription by RNA polymerase II; positive regulation of transcription by RNA polymerase II. NCBI's taxonomy places the organism in Eukaryota, Metazoa, Chordata, Actinopteri, Pomacentridae. The record is from RefSeq and is a predicted model, not a curated record.
AGCUGUAACUCUACUGAAACCACAUUACAGCAGAAGAACGAAGGACAUCAGCACUGGAUCCAUCAAUGAGCAUCACAGAUGUCAUCGUGAAGGAUUUUUGAAGAAACCGUGUGGGAAUUAGUGGAGAGAACUACAAGUUAGAUCAUGUUUUUGUGUUUUGAGGACAACUGUCAUGUGUAAAUACUUUGAUGCAGGAAGACAACUAAACAUAAAACAGUUACUAUAAAAGAGAAACUACUUCCGGGAGUCAACUUCUAUUUGUCUGAAAUGGUUUAUUGAGAUAGACCACAUGCUCAAAAUGAAUGCAUUUUCAUCGGACAACUCUACUGACUUCACUCAACAGAGCACAGAUGGAACUCAAGCAGAAAGGAGUCCACGUAAAGCUCUUGUCCAUGGCCUGCUUUGUAAAGUGUGUUCUGAUGCAAGCAGCGGUAAACACUAUGGAAUAUACGCCUGCAAUGGCUGCAGCGGCUUCUUCAAGCGUAGCGUGAGACGAAGACUCAUCUACAGGUGUCAGGCUGGAACUGGCAGGUGUCCUGUUGACAAGGCUCAUCGUAACCAGUGUCAAGCCUGUCGACUAAAGAAGUGUCUCCAAGCUGGCAUGAACAAAGAUGCUGUGCAGAAUGAGAGGCAGCCUCGAAGCACAGCUCAUGUCAGUCUGGACUCUAUAGACAUGGACAGUAAAAAGGAGCACUUGGCCACCACACAGGAGCUCACCUCCUCUGAUUCCUACUCAUCGCUCAUCUGCAGACCUCUGGUCACUUCAUCUGUCACCGCUUUGGCCACCAUGCAAACCUGCGGCAACCCAAGUAACAACCACCGCUUUAUGGUCAGCCUUCUGACUGCAGAGACCUGUGCAAAACUGGAGCCUGAAGAUGUGGAGGAAAACAUUGACGUGACAACAAAUGACUCAGAGAGGGAUCAGACUCCCUUUGACAGUCGCAUGUCCCCAUACACCUCCAGCUGUUCAGAGAGUGUAUAUGAGACAUCGGCACGACUCCUCUUCAUGUCAGUCAAGUGGGCUAAAAAUUUGCCUCUCUUUGCUCACUUGCCAUUUCGAGACCAGGUGAUUCUUCUUGAAGAAGCAUGGAGUGAGAUGUUCCUCCUCUGUGCCAUUCAGUGGUCACUACCUAUGGACAGCUGUCCUCUUCUGUCUCUGCCAGAUCUUUCUCCCACACAGACGGCCAAGACCAGCCUUCCCACAGCCGACCUGCAGAACCUGGAGGAUGUCUUCAGCCGCUUCAAAGCCCUCGCUGUUGAUCCUACUGAGUUUGCCUGCCUGAAGGCCAUUGUGCUCUUCAAGCCAGAGGUCCGCAGCCUCAAAGACCCGGAGCAGGUUGAGAAUCUGCAGGACCAGUCACAGGUGCUGUUGGGUCAACACAUCCACUCAGUCUACCCCAACCAGAGUGCCAGGUUUGGGAGACUGUUACUUCUGCUGCCAUCCCUCCACUUCGUGAGUUCAGAGAAAAUAGAGCAGCUGUUCUUUCACCGGACCAUUGGCAGCACACCCAUGGAGAAACUGCUGUGUGACAUGUUCAAAAACUGAACAAGAACAGAAGCUUCCCUCAAGCAACAUGUUUUCUAUUUUUCUCGUAUAUUAUAGUCUGCUUAUAACCUGUCUCAUAUUCAACAUGAAAGGUGUUUGUUUAAUGCAAAGACAUGUUGAAAUGUUCCUGUAGGCAAAGCACAGAUAUAAAUUAUGAAAUUUUAUAGAACUAUAAUAAAAUAAAAUACAAUUUCUUCUUUUUUACAUUUUUGUUAACUACAACCUUACCUAAUCAUUUUGUACAGCAUAGGUAUUGAGUGGAGAACCGCUUUUUUUUUUUUUGUAAAAAAAAUCCACAGUAUGUGAGGACUGUUACCGUAUAUGUGUGAAUGUGCCCUGAAUAAAUUUGGAAAUUUUGUA